Molecule: messenger RNA, 3112 nt
Organism: Solea senegalensis (Senegalese sole)
Lineage: Eukaryota; Metazoa; Chordata; Actinopteri; Pleuronectiformes; Soleidae
Gene: acer2
Product: alkaline ceramidase 2
Exons: 6
Coding region: 243-1076 (277 amino acids)
Biological process (GO): ceramide metabolic process
Cellular component (GO): membrane
Molecular function (GO): hydrolase activity, acting on carbon-nitrogen (but not peptide) bonds, in linear amides
Source: RefSeq, a predicted model, not a curated record
AUCAUCAUCAGUGGUCAGAGAAGAGCGGAGCGUCAAGUUAGACAGCAGCAGCAGGAGGAGGAGGAGGCUUUGUGGGGGAUCAGCGGCUUAAAAUGCGGCUCAGCAGCGCUGACCACAGUACAUGACCGUGUGCAGUCUACUAUACGUGUCACUACAUUUAGCGAGAGCUGAAGAGACAGACGGAGAUUAUUCUUUUUGUUGUCUCUGCUCUGCUCGGUUUGUCCGACAGAACUAGUCCAGACAUGAGUGACGUUCAUGUGGUGUUCUGGGACCAGUUGCAGGCUGGCAGCUCCGAGGUGGACUGGUGUGAAGGCAAUUACCUUAUUUACCCGAGCAUCGCUGAGUUUUACAACACGAUCAGCAACAUAUUGUUUUUUGUUUUGCCGCCCAUAUUAAUGUGUUUGUUCCACCAAUAUGCAACACAUUUCAACUGCGGGAUCUACCUCAUAUGGAUUCUACUUGUUGUGGUCGGUAUUGGUUCGACAUAUUUUCACGCCACCCUCAGCUUCCUCGGCCAGAUGCUGGAUGAACUGGCCAUCUUAUGGGUUCUCAUGUGUGCCAUUGCCAUGUGGUUCCCAAAGAGAUAUCUACCUCGGAUGUUCAGGAGGGAUCGGUCAAGGUUCAAAGUGGUCAUUGGAAUCUUGUCAGGAAUCACCACAGGGCUGGCCUUCGUUAAACCUGUGGUCAACUCGCUGUCACUCAUGACUCUGGGUAUCCCGUGCACUGUGCUGCUCAUUACUGAGCUUAAAAGGUGUGAAAACCCACGUGUCUUCAAGCUGGGCUUGAUCUCAGGGAUCUGGUGGGCGCUGGGUCUGCUUUGCUGGAUCAGUGACAGGAUAUUCUGUGAAAUGUGUCAGUCAGUCAACUUUCCCUACUUGCACUCUGCUUGGCACAUCCUCAUAUGCCUGGCCUCAUACUUGGGUUGUGUCUGCUUCGCCUACUUUGACGUCGUGACCGAGGCUCCGGAGCGAGGACCCGUCAUCAUGUUCUGGCCCAAUGAGAAAUGGGCCUUCAUCGGUGUGCCCUAUGUCUCCUUCCUUUGUGUCCACAAGAAGCCUACUAUCAAGGUGACUUAAAGUGACCCAAACCCCUGAGUCUGCAGCUCAGCUGCUUGUGCUUCCACACUUCUCAGCAGGAUGCAUGGCAACACGAUCCACCACCACACCUGUGAGUCAGCUGGCUGACAUCCACUGGUGGUCGAGUGAUUCACGCUCCGGUCCGCAGAGAGGAUUCAUCCUUUUCCUCAUUCCUACCCCUGGUGUGCUCGUCAAUAAACGGCAGGGUUUAUGCAACAAGGUGUCAUAAAAUACACACACAAUAUCAAAGCCAAGGAACCUUAACAGUGUUCUAAAUGCAUUCUCAGGCUUUGCACGAGUGAUUUUGUGCAUUUUAUUUCAACCCAGGAAACCUCAUUAUAAAAGCAUUAUAUCGCCUUGACUUAUCACUACAGUUUCUCGCAGGUGCAGUCCGGUCAACACGAAACCAUGUUUAGAAACGGUAACGCACUGGAUUCAUUAACUGGUGGUGAAUGCAUGACGUAUUAACGCUCAAAGGUAAUUCACACAAAGCCUUGAGUAUAUUAAAUACAUAAUGGUUUCGUGCUGUUAGACCUGAACUCAAACACAAACAGCAUCUUUGUAUUUUUGGUGUUGGAAUGUUUUCUUUCAGCAUGGUUGUUAAAAGUUUGAUAUAUUCUUCUCUAUAUAUAAAUAUAUAUAUUUGUAAACUAACAGUGUUAUAUGCAAUUACUUUUAAUACGUUACUGCAUAAAUGAUAUGUACGGAAGGUACCAAUGGUAUUGGCCAAAAUCUAAACUAAACCAAGAAAAGAGAAUGUGAAAUUUGAAUGUACUGAGAUGCUAUUAUUGACAAUUCAAGUAAAGAAUUCUUUACUUUGCACAGCAUGAAGAAUGUUUUUCUAAAGCAUUUAAAAACAUGAUUUACUCAAUAAUUAUCUAGCUAAUGUUUUUGUCCUCCUACCCUGACAUCUCAGCUCUUAAACUACUCUUCAGGGUGUUUUUUUUGUUUUUUUUAAAGGCCGGGACAUUUUUAUGAUGUACUGUGUAGCUUUAGAGUUUGCUCUGAAACUGUGUAUUGGGUACAUUAAGUUGUACUUGGAUGCACAGUACUGUGUACUUUAAAGAAGGUGAAACCAUGGGAAGUAAAGGCUUUAUGACCUUUAACUCCAAACAAAGUCUCAACAAAGAUUUAAAAGGGAAAUAUAUUUGAUGCAAUGCAAUUAUUAUAAUUUUCUUCUAUUUAACUCCUGUCGAGGAUUCUGGGAACUCCAACCACUAAAAUAAUGAAGGAUAACAAUUCACAUAAAAAGAAAACUGCCAUUUUGACGUGAUACUUUUUUUAAAAACAACAUGAAGUAUUUUGUGAAGUCCAAAGCAAUCUAUAUUUUUGUAAAAUCAACUGCAGCCAAAUUCUAAGCAACUGCCUACACAGUCGGUUAUUUUGAUAUUAUACUAUUACUACUUGUGUAUCUCAACCAUAUAAAUUCUUUUUGUUUUUGUAUCUUUCAAUGAAAAGACUUUGGGGAUACUAUUAACAAUGUGAAAAACAUUUGUUGUAGUGUGUGUGUGAAUCAUACAACUGUUUGUAUGAUGCAUAGGAGAGAAUUAAAUCUGUGAAUAAUCCUUAGUUUGUAUGAAGAGAACAACCUGUUUGAUGCUGAUUACUUCACAGUGAGAUUUCCUUUUUAUUUGGAUAUUUAUAAUAUGAAUCUCUGGGUUUUGCUUGCAUUUACAAUACAGACAAACUGCACAGAAUAUUUAUUUUGUAUUAAUUUAUCCAGUUUUGUUUAUGUUUAAUGAAUAUUUGUAAUAGAUCAGAACAAUAGGACUUUAUUUUAUGCAAUAAACCAAGCCUGUGCUCAAGGUGACCGUGCAUGGGUGUUUAUUUUGCAACUUCGACACAAUAAUGUAAAAAUAUAAUUGUAAUGCGUGGGUCAAAAGCUGUGUAUAUAGUACAUGGAUUGAAAUACAGAGUCUCUGUGAUGCAGAUGACAGUUUUUGCCACCAGGGUGCAGUUUACUCUCGUUCCGAAUGUGUCUCAGCACAAAGAACCCAGCCUUUUAUUUGCAAUGAAAAUAAAUCAAUUCCACCACA